Zonotrichia albicollis (white-throated sparrow) is the source of this 1078-nucleotide messenger RNA. Lineage: Eukaryota; Metazoa; Chordata; Aves; Passeriformes; Passerellidae. The record is from RefSeq and is a predicted model, not a curated record.
UGUCACGGCCAUGGCCCCAGGCUCGGGUUCCCAUGAACCCCUCGCUGCCCCCGCAGGGAGUGACCCGGCUCCUGCUCACCAGGAUCCCCUUCUUCAAGGAGAUCAUUGUCAGCUCCUUCUCGUGCCCCAGCUGCUCCUGGUCCAACACGGAGAUCCAGGCAGCGGGCAGGAUCCAGGAGCAGGGCGUGCGCUACACCCUGGCUGUCUCCUCCCGCCAGGACAUGAACAGGGAGGUGGUGAAGACCGACUGUGCCUCAGCUCGAAUCCCAGAGCUGGACUUUGAGGUGCCUGCCUUCAGCCAGAAGGGAGUGCUCACCACCAUCGAGGGCAUCAUUGACAGAGCUGUGGCAGGCCUGGAGCAGGACCAGCCCGCCCGCAGGGCAACAGACCCGGAGGUGGCCAGGAAGAUAGACGAGUUCAUUGGGAAACUGAGGCAGCUGAAGGAAGUCAGCUCCCCCUUCACCUUUAUCCUGGACGAUCCCUCUGGGAACAGCUUCGUGGAGAACCCGCGGGCGCCGCACAGGGACGAGGCCCUGCAGGUCACUCACUACAGGAGGAGCCCGCAGCAGUGUGCCCUGCUGGGCCUGCAGGUGCCUGCAGCAGCCCCUGCUCCUUACCUGCCCUUGCAGGUGGAGAAGAACCCCUUCAGCCUGGGGGACAGCUCCACGGCCAGCAGGACAGGGAAGCUGCAGGAGUUCAUUGGGAAGCUGCAGGACAUCAUAGAGGGGAAAGCCCAGGCUCACUUCAUCAUGGAUGACCCUGCAGGCAACAGCUACCUUCAGAACGUGUACGCCCCGGAGGAGGACCCGGAGCUGAGCGUGCAGCGCUACGAGCGCACCUUUGAGCAGAACGAGGAGCUGGGCCUCAACGACAUGAGGACAGAGGGCUAUGAGGCAGAGCCGGCCUCGGGCCGGUAGCAGGGCCAGCCCGGCCCUGCCACCCCCUGCCCCAGCUGGGACCAGGACUUGUGUGGGGCCAGGGAGCUGUUCCUGCCCUGCGGAGCUGUGCCGUGAGCUGCUGUUGGUGGUUUGGGGCACGGGAUGGCUUCCCAAUAAAGCUGAUUGAAAAUGCUGAUGGA